Trypanosoma rangeli is the source of this 1341-nucleotide messenger RNA. RefSeq lists its product as uncharacterized. NCBI's taxonomy places the organism in Eukaryota, Euglenozoa, Kinetoplastea, Trypanosomatida, Trypanosomatidae. The transcript has a single exon. The coding region runs from base 1 to 1341 and encodes 446 amino acids. The record is from RefSeq and is a predicted model, not a curated record.
AUGAAAAAGGCAAGUAAUGUAAACCCAGAAAUAGGAAAUGGAGAGGCAGAGCACGCAGUGGCAGUUCCCCCGCCACCGGAGCCCAGCUCGACUUCCAUUACGCCGCCGCCGCCGCCGCCACCGCCACCGCCACCGCCACCGCCACCGUCACCGUCACCGCCGCCGCAAGAGCUUGAUAUUGGCCCCAAGGUUAUAGUGGGGCUGUAUGUUCUCAUCUGCGCCUGUUUGACGGUUUCCAUAGGGACGCCGUGGUUCGUCAUGGAGCAGCACGCCGCGGGACCUAUGGGAGAAAACGUCAAGGAAACAUUUCAACUUUGGAAGACAACCCGCUGGGUGGGCAGCGCGCGUAAGAGCAUAGAAAGUACAUCUAUUAUCUGCACCCCAGAACGACGGCAUGUGGUGGCGUUGCAGGUACUUUCGGUUGUGGCUCUUGGGUUAGCCCUCUUUACUCUUUUUCUCUCCGUGAUGCGAGAUCAUUUUAUGCAGGAAAGUUUCAAACUUAGGCUCAUGCUUAUUUAUAGUGUUGCCAUUUGCUUUAUUGUCUUAACGGCGGAGUCGUCACUGGGGAUUAACGUCUUUACGCGAAGCUUCGAUGCUUGUGGCAUGCGGUCAAGUUAUCAUUUACGCGCGUUUGAAGUUUAUGUGGGAUUCGCCUGCACUCUUACAGCCUGGGUGCUCAACGCCCUUGCGGGGGUGGUGGUGUACAACAAGGUUCCUUUUCCAAUGGACGGACAUGUUAUCAGGUACGGCAUGAAUGCCUUUGCCAUGCUUACCUUUGCUGCGUUUCUGUUUAGCUUGGUGGGGUGUCCAAUCACCCAAUGGUUUUACAAGGAUACCACCAGGCGUACUUUGACAGAGACCCUGCUGUGGAAAGAACGUCGUAGCGUUCUCUGGGCAAUUGGUCCCCACUACAAUGUCACUGAGGUGAGGGAGCUCGGGUGUCGCUCUCUCAUGUAUGGCUUUCUGGCAGCCGAGGUAUUGAGCUGCCUGACUAUCCUACUCAGCGCCGCCACCUUUGUGAUGGGGUUUUUCCUUGCCAAGGGUCUCUUUGGUUUUACGGGGUAUGCCAUGGUGCUUGGCUGCACCGCAACCGUGGUGGCCCUUAUCCAGUGGGUGUUGUUGGUUGUCAUUUACUCCGGUGAGUGGUGCUUCGGUGCUGUGGCGUAUCGUCAAAAGAAGUACGUCUUGGCUUCCGGUUUUGCUCUCAGCGUAGCUGGAUGUUUUGCCAUGUGCUUUGCAAUACUGCUGCUAGCAUUUACCGAAUACAUCCGACGGAAGCACUUUCCCUCGCUAGGGCCCAACAAAGCCAUGAGAGAGAUUCUUGUGGAGAUGUGUCAAUAA